CAUUCCCCAAAUUAGGGUUCAAAUAUAUCUGAUCUCCAAGGUUGAGGUGUCUCACCUUUUCCGCUGUUGUUGCUCCUUGUUCGCGCGGCGUCCACAGAAAGCUCAAAGAUGGCGGAACAGACCGAGAGGGCUUUCCUCAAACAGCCCAAGGUUUUCCUUAGCUCCAAGAAGACUGGCAAGGGAAAGAGGCCUGGAAAGGGAGGCAAUCGAUUCUGGAAGAGCGUUGGUCUCGGCUUUAAGACUCCCAGAGAUGCUAUUGAAGGAACAUACAUUGAUAAGAAGUGCCCUUUCACUGGCAAUGUCUCCAUCAGGGGUCGCAUUCUGGCUGGUACCUGCCAUAGUGCAAAGAUGUCGAGGACUAUCAUUGUUCGGCGCAAUUACCUCCACUACAUAAAGAAAUACCAAAGAUAUGAGAAGAGGCACUCCAACAUUCCAGCCCACGUUUCACCAUGCUUCCGUGUGAAGGAGGGAGAUCAUGUCAUCAUUGGGCAGUGCAGGCCAUUGUCAAAGACAGUAAGGUUUAAUGUAUUGAAGGUCAUUCCUGCCGGGGCUUCUGCCGGUGGGAAGAAGGCAUUCACGGGAGCAUAAGAUACCAUUUCGGGCAGUCUCUUAGUGUUCUUUAUGCAACUACAUUAGAUUGCGUUUCUUUUGAAACAUCUGUUUUGCCAUUUUUAGUUUGCACCUUUGUGUACUCCGGAUGUUAAGGUUUUCUUCAGAACCAUAAUUUUGAAUCUUACUAUCGAAAUACUGUGUUUUCUGCUAAAAUAAUUGGUGUCUUGUUCUUUGCAUUGCCUAAUUACUUUGUAUAGUUUUCUGCCCCUUUGUUUAGGGAAGGGAAGAAGGCUUUGCCAAAGCA
Molecule: messenger RNA, 856 nt
Organism: Rosa chinensis
Lineage: Eukaryota; Viridiplantae; Streptophyta; Magnoliopsida; Rosales; Rosaceae
Product: 40S ribosomal protein S11
Exons: 6
Coding region: 109-588 (159 amino acids)
Biological process (GO): translation
Cellular component (GO): ribosome; cytosolic small ribosomal subunit
Molecular function (GO): structural constituent of ribosome
Source: RefSeq, a predicted model, not a curated record